AUGGCUCACAUCAGGAAAAAGGCCGGGAAAGGUGGCAUGUCGUUUGGCAAGAGAGUGAAAUGGACGGUCUCGAUGGCAUCGAUGGCUUUUGUGGGAGGCCAUGAUUGGGUACCGGAAUUCUGUCCCCAGCCGGUGGAAUCCAUGGAUCUUCCUCUGACAGUAAUGUGUGUAGUAGAUGACACUGAAAGGUGGCAAAUUCGAGAGGGUCCUGCAUGUCCUGGUUCCGAGCGUUUGAUGGGCCUUAGCCCGAGCUGCCCUUGGGUCUGUGUCGAAGGCGGUCACAAAGAAGACGGACUAGCAGCGUUGAGAUGCGUUAACAAUCAACUUUAUGAGGAAGAGAGAAUGGAGAGAAGCGUGUGGCGAUUGCAGAUUCCAGAAAAGUUACUAGGUAGGCAGAUGAGUUUCGGGGGAAGACCGUUUGGGAAAGCGACAUGCAAUUACUUUGUAGAAAGGGGAAAGAAGUGGGGAGGAGGAAAGGGAGGGGAUAGUAGCAAGAGAGCCACGGCCAGCCCUAAGACCAAACAGACUGGAGAGGACGGUGUUGGGAUGGGUCACUCAAAUCCCAUCAUGGUCCAUGGCUCAUUGCUAUGCGGUAUCAAGGAUCGGUUCACCUCAUAG
Messenger RNA from Aspergillus niger, 618 nucleotides. RefSeq lists its product as hypothetical. The record is from RefSeq and is a predicted model, not a curated record. Lineage: Eukaryota; Fungi; Ascomycota; Eurotiomycetes; Eurotiales; Aspergillaceae. The transcript has 8 exons. The coding region runs from base 1 to 618 and encodes 205 amino acids.